GGUUCAUUCCGUGUCUUCUCCGGCCUGACAUGGACAGCCUAAUUUGCCUAAUUUCACUUUGGAGGAAAAACAAAUGAACAAAAAUCUGUGUCUGCUCAACCGUCUCGGCUGCCAGGUUUUAGGACCGGGGAACCUUCUUCUGCCUCCGGCCGGCACUCUGCCCCUUCUGUUCCCUCCCCCUUUCUCCUCUUCCUGUUUCUGCAUCAUCUUGGGUGCCGCGGGCCUUUGGACACCAUUCACUUCAGAUUUCCCCACCAGUGCCUCAGAUAUGACCAGACAGCUUAAGGAACUGAAGUUGACUUUAUGAAACGUGGAGCCAUAAAGCCCCUUGGAAGUGUUGGCCUGAUACCCUGCUUCUAAAGUUUCCAGCAGCCUCCCCAGGUUUUUUUGACCCACUGCAAAUUCUUCUGUGGAUUCCAGAUGCUUCCCAGAGCUGUUUCCGUUUGUGGAUAGCUGUGUCAUUGUGGAUCUUCAUCAGGGGAAUGGAGGCUGGGGUCUCCUCUACCACCAUGUUGGUGAUAUCACUUCUCCGAUCUAGGAUUUACUUCAAUAUCUCUUGUAUUUGCACACAGAGGGUUAUAUAUAAAAUAAAAUAACUCCUGUUUAUUUAUUUUUUAAAGAUUUUAUUUAUUUAUUUGACAGAGAGAGACACAGCGAGAGAGGGAACACAAGCAGGGGGAGCGGGAGAGGGAGAAGCAGGCUUCCCAGGCGCCCCUGUUAUAUCCUUAUUUAAAAGUCAGAAAACUGAUAUUUAACUAAGAGAGUGAAGCCACAAUUUUUUUUUUAAAGAUUUUAUUUAUUCACUUGCGAGAGAGACAGAGAAAGAACAAGCAGGGGGAGAGGCAAGGGAGCGGGAGAAGCAGACUCCCUGCCGAGCAAGGAGCCCGAUGUGGGACUCGAUCCCAGGACCCUGGGAUCACGACCCGAGCCGAAGGCAGACACCCAACCAUCCGAGCCACCCAGGCGCCCGUGAAGCCACGAUUUUGACACGAGUGCCGCGUGGGUGCUGCUGCAUUGGAAGCACAGAGGAACGGUCCCCAGAGCCCAAUUACAUGUCAGGAGCAAGGCGGAAGUUCACCUGCUUUGCUGACACCCGAUGUUUUCAAGGGGGUUAUAGUGAAGUUGGUGAUAAAUCUGUAUACAGAAGAAUUAGGAUGUUAGACAAGGACUUCCAGCUUUGUCCUUCCUCAGAAUGUGAAAAAGAGAUAACAGUAGAGCCAGCACCGUACAUCCCUGCUGCUGGACCUCAAUCCUGUGAGGAAGCAUUUUCCAGGGCCCCAGUCAGAAGUGAAUCAGACCAGGAGUCUUCACAGACACAAGAAUCAGAAGAGAUUUGCUUGGAAGAGAAGACACUAGUGCCCCUCCAGGCUCCUAAACUUUUUUCUGGGGUUGAACCAGCUUGUAAAAGUAAUCAGUUUCUAGGACCUGAAGGAAAUGUGGAUAUUGAGUUGAUUGAUAAGAACGCAAACAGAUACAGCGUCCACUUCCCCACGGCUGGCUUCUAUCUAUGGCCAGCGACACACCUUGGCUUCUCGGUAACAGCAGCGGUGACCGUGAGGAUUGCGUUCGAUUCUUGGGGUCAGCAUCUGGACCUGAAGUUACAGCACGAGGAGCAGUGGAUGGUGGCAGGCCCUUUGUUUGAGGUCUCCGUGGAGCCCGAGGGGGUCAUUACUGAAAUCCACCUCCCCCACAUCAUCUCCCUCCCAGCAAAUGAGGUCGAUAUCUCUUGGUUCCGAGUUGCCCAUUUUAAGGAUGAGGGGAUGGUCCUAGAGCCGCCAGCCCGAGUGAAGCCUUUCUGUGCAGUCCUGGAAAACCCCAGCUUCUCUCUGAUGGGGAUCCUGCUGAGAAUCGCCAGUGGGACCAGUGUUUCCGUCCCCAUCACUUCCACGGUCCUGAUCUAUUAUCACUUCCACCCUGAAGAUUCUAAAUUUCACUUGUACCUUAUCCCCAGCGACUCCUUGCUAAUGAAGGCAAUAGAUGAUGAAGAAGCUAAGUUUCAUGGUGUGCGUCUGCAGACCUCACCCCCAGUGGAUCCCCUGAAUUUUGGUUCCCGUUACAUUGUGUCCAGUUCACCUCACCUGGAAAUAAUGCCCAAGGAGUUGAAAUUAUCCUACAGGAGUCCUGGAGAAAUCCAGGUAUUCUCUAAAGUCUAUGCUGGGAAGAUGGAGGAACCAAUUGUACUUAAAGUUACGAACAAAAGACACAAGACUUUGGUCUGGCACACUUGGGUGAAGCCAGUGGACCUCAAGUUUCAUGCCACAUUGGUCCCUCCUCCUUUCUCAGGCGUGGCCUUUAUGAAGGAGUACCGCCGGCAGCUGCAAGCCAGGCUGGGGGACCUGAAUGGAGUACUGGAUGAUCUUCAGGACAGUGAGGUCUUCACUGAGGAAGAGAAGGAGCUGGUGCAGCGGUUGCCAACACAGCGGAGGAAGAAUGAAACCUUGCUGACGAUGGUGGAGAAGAAAGGGCCCCAGGCCCUGGAGAUACUCUUCAGGAGCCUUAAUCAAAGAGACCCUUACCUGAUGUCCUACCUCAGCCAGCAGAGUUUACAAUGACUCAGGCUGAUACUCAGAAUGAUGAAGUCCCUUGACGGAAUAGCGCUCAGGACUGGAAGCAAAUGCAAAUGUUGGCAGAAAACCUUUUGCCUCUGGUAUACAGGCUGGUACCAGGAAUGGGCACAUCCAACUUCAUGGAGCAGCUCCAUGGAACCCAGGGGAGGAAUACGGAUUAAUGGUAUCCACAGAAGCAGCAAGGGGGGAAAGGAGGAGCAUCCAGCUUAUUCUGAGAGAGGCCCUCCUGGCUAGGUAUGUCACGAAAAUAAGCAGAGCCUGACAUUUGGGUUUUGCCAUUGAACCCUGCCAUUUUAUAUCCAUCCUAGCUUAUUCUGGACCAGUGUUUGCAUGACAUAACUAAUGCUAUCCUUUCACUUUGAACCCAGUUAUUUCCUUAUAUUUGAAGCGAGUUCGUGGGAGACAGCAUAUAGUUGGGUCAGUUUGUUUUUGUUUUUUUUUAACCCAUUUUGACAAUCUCUGCUUUUUAAAGGGUGUGUUCAGCCAUUUACAUUUAACAUAAUUCUGGCAAUGUUAAGAUUUAGCCUAGGUCUGCCAUUUUAGUAUUUGUUUUCUGUUUAUUCCCUUUGUGCUGCAUGCCUAUCUGUCCUUUCUUGGCUUUUUUAGGGCUUAUGGGAAGAGUUUUUAGUAUUCCACCUCAAUUUGUCUGUUGUUUUUGACAAUUGUGGUUGUGUAUCUUUUAGUGAUUGCGCUAGAGAUGAAAAGAUACAUCCUGAAUGCAUCAGUCCUAGUAUCCAUACUGUGCUAAUUACAGUGGAACCUAGAAACCUUAGCACCAUUUUGGUCAUGGUACCUUUUAUGACCCAGUUGUUUUCAAUAUUCCCUCUCUAUAUAAUAAGGUCCCAAUCGGAAGAAUGUUAUAUAUGUUUUUUCCUUUCUAUUUAUUUUUUUAUUUAUUUUAGAGAGAGAUACGGAGAGAGCAUGAGUGGGAGGAGGGGCAGAGGGACAGAGAAAGAGAGAGAGAGAGAGUCUCAGGCAGACUCUGUGCUGAGCACAGAACCUGAGGCAGGUCUCCAUCUCUCGACUCUCAAUUCAUGACCUGAGCUGACAUCAAGAGUCAGAUGCCUAAUCGACUGAGCCAAAUGAUGCCCCUGUUUUUUACUUUCAAUUGCUGAGUAUUUUUUUUUUUAAGAUUAGAUUUUUUAAAAAUAUUUAUUUAUUUGAGAGAGCAAGAAUGAGAGAGAGAGA
Zalophus californianus (California sea lion) is the source of this 3755-nucleotide messenger RNA. RefSeq names its product caspase recruitment domain family member 8 (gene CARD8). Lineage: Eukaryota; Metazoa; Chordata; Mammalia; Carnivora; Otariidae. Bases 888 to 2552 code for a protein of 554 amino acids. The transcript is spliced from 14 exons. The record is from RefSeq and is a predicted model, not a curated record. Gene Ontology annotation, cellular component: NLRP3 inflammasome complex. Gene Ontology annotation, biological process: regulation of canonical NF-kappaB signal transduction; regulation of apoptotic process. Gene Ontology annotation, molecular function: cysteine-type endopeptidase activator activity involved in apoptotic process.